Molecule: messenger RNA, 5358 nt
Organism: Vicia villosa (hairy vetch)
Lineage: Eukaryota; Viridiplantae; Streptophyta; Magnoliopsida; Fabales; Fabaceae
Product: flowering time control protein FPA
Exons: 6
Coding region: 2499-5087 (862 amino acids)
Molecular function (GO): RNA binding
Source: RefSeq, a predicted model, not a curated record
CGUAAUUGCUCGCCGUGCACUCUCAGUGCUCAAACCGAAUCCAUAGUUUAUUCGAUUUACACAUAAAAUUCAACGAUGAAAGCUCAAGAAUCACGUUUUGCGCCAAAAAAUUAGGGUAUGUUUCGAUAGUUCGUUAAUCAUGAUUGGAUUUAGAUCUAAUAGUUCGUUAACCUCGAGAAUCACGCAUUUUCCAUAUUUACUGAUGCAAUUUUAGACUCAAAUUCAUGUUCAUAUGCAAAUAUAAAAAUUAACGUGUGUUGAUUAAUUUAAAAUUGAAGGAUAAUUUAUAUAAUAUCGAAGUACUUUUCAAUUUAGGUGCAAAUAUUUGAUUAUCGAAUUCGGAAAGGUAUACUUUAGCGAACUAAAUCUCACAUAUCAAAGAGAUCUUGUUUUGUGAUUGAUUUAUUAAUGCACGAAAUUUUGUUGUAUGAAAUGUUUCUUCACAGGAGGAUGUAAAAUGUUUAAGAAGAUGAAAACUAUUCCAUCCGAAGUUUUAGCAUUGGUGUAUGUUUAAGUGAUAAAUUCAUGAACCUUCUAUGUGGUAUUUAGCAGUGCUUUAAAACAUUUGCUCUAACUGCGGUUAGAAAUCAAACUUUAAAACAUUUGUUCUAACUGCUGUUAGAAAUCAAACUGGUGUUAGAAUCGAAUAAAAUCAAGCCGUCAUUGCGUUGAAAGUUGUGACCAUUUGUAGAGCAGAAUUGGUCAUUGCCAUGUACGUUGUCAUUGCGUCGAAUAUUGUAACCAUUUGUAGAGCAGAAUUUGUCAUUGCGUCGAAAGUUGUAACCAUUUGCAGAGCAGAAUUCGUCAUUGCGUCGAAAAUUGAGAGUUGUAACCCUUCGCAGAGCAGAAUUUGCCACACCGGCAAUUGAAUAUUUGGUUUGUGAAUCUUGACAAUUCAAAAUUGUCCUCAACACUCUAAUUCUUUAUGGGAAUAGUAUUCGAACUCACUGCAAAUUUUACAUCAAUACAGAAUAAGUGCAUGGGCUGUAAAUUAUCAUUAGCAUAAACAAUACUAAACAACAGUGUUCAACGCCAAAUUACCUAGCCUUGUUUUUCCUUUUUCCUCUCAAAACUCCUCAAUUUAAUCAGCCAAAAAUAUCUGUCGUGGGACUCAACUUUGUGUAAGACCAAUUAUAAAAAAAUGUAUAUAUUUUUUUUUGAAAGAAAGUGGUAGAUUUAGAGAACAUAAUUCAGAGCAUCGGCAAUGAUGCAUUUUGGGUCUGAGAUUGCUGUAAAUAAGGCUUAAUUAGAAAGGCGUGCAUUUAAUCCUGACGUGAAAGAUACAAAAUAAAGUAUUAGUUUUCAAUUCAUCUAUCUAUAUGCUAAAUUUCUUCGUCUAACUAGAGCUGGUUUCAACUUUUUAUCUUUUCACACGCUCCAGACUAAUUUACAGAGGACAUGCAUUACUCAGCAAAUUCGAACAAUCCAUGUGACAACCGUCAAAACAAUCUUAGUCCCUCAAAUGCUACGACUUGAAAGUGUAAAACACAAAAAUAACACUGAUGGUAUUGAUCCGUAAUACCAAAUCUAAUUAGCAACCUGGCAUCUAAUUAUAACAGGCACCAUUUUCUUUUAAAAGUCCUGCUGUUCCAUUAAAUAGUUUCAGUAGAAGGGGCUUUAAAUUUCCUAAGGACUUGAUGGAAGAAGAUAUAAUUUUGUUUAUGGGAUUUAUUAGUGGAACUGGAAAUACGUUAUAUAUUAUUACCAGUAAAAGCAAACUUAAUUUUGUAUUAAUAAUAUUAUAGUAGAAAGAGAUUGUACAGUCAGUCAUACACAAGGGAUUCUAGCUCUCAAGUUGUUGUCGUACUGUUUUCAGUUUUGGCAUCAAAAAAAAAGUAUAGAUUGUAUUUUUUUUUUUAAGACCAUACAAAUCUAAUGUAAGUACGAUCAAGCUGGCAGUAAGACAACUGAUUUUUUUCACCAGGGCCGAUGUACUACCUUCAGUGUUAUCAAAUAGCGGUGCCAUGGCUGCAAUAAGAUAUACAUGGCGGUUUUUGGACUCGCCACAAUGGUACAUAUCGGCCAAUAUUAUGGUAUUUUCUGCCAUAAUCCACUAUAGCGGUGCCGCAAAGCGGCCAGUAUGGUGUGAUUUUGGCUCUGCCAUGGACCUCCAUCCACCAUUGACGACAGUGACUAUCUUUCAAAUGAGCUACUCCAGGAAUCAAUUCCUAGUUCUUUUCUUGAGAGAGUCUAGUUGCCAACUCUCCCAACACUGUUGGUUUUAGAUACUUUAAUCUCUACAGGGGCAGUACUUUGUGCUAGAAUCUCUGCAGGGGCUGUACUUUGUGCUUUCUGUUCUAUUCUCUACUAUUGUCUCUUCAAACCCUAGUUAUAUUUUAAUAGUUUUCAAAUCUCUGCUGGGACAAUACUUCGUGCUAGAACUUAACCUUAGAUAUUUUAACCCUUUUCCACAAAUGUAGCCAUCACAAAAAAUAUUUUCCUUAACUAUGUCAUAUGUAUAGCCUUUUCGCACUAGGUGGAGUCGACCAUAUGGAUCAAUGGCAAAGCCAUGCAAACAGCUUUGGGUGGGUGGCAUUAGCCCAGCUGUUACAAAGGAAGACUUAGAAGCCGACUUCCGGAAGUUUGGUAAAAUCGAGGAUUACAAGUUCCUCAGAGACAGAAAUACUGCAUGUGUUGAAUUUUUCAAUUUGGACGAUGCCAUUCAGGCAAUGAAAAUCAUGAAUGGAAAACGUAUUGGUGGGGAAAAUAUUCGUGUUGACUUCCUCCGUUCACAUUCUACAAGAAAAGAUCAAUUUCUUGAUUAUGGGCAAUUCCAAGGAAAAAGCUCGGGACCUACUGAUUUCUAUUCUGGACAAAAAAGGCCACUGUUCUCGUGUCAACAGAAUUCACAACCUCAAAUGGGGAGGAAGGGUGAUGGUCAACCUAAUAAUAUUUUGUGGAUCGGUUAUCCUCCCAAUGUUCAGAUUGAUGAGCAAAUGCUCCACAAUGCCAUGAUUCUAUUUGGUGAAAUUGAGAAUAUCAAGAGUUUUCCUUCAAGGCAUUAUUCAUUUGUUGAAUUUAGAAGUGUUGAUGAAGCCCGACGUGCAAAAGAGGGCCUUCAAGGACGCCUUUUCAAUGAUCCUCGCAUAACGAUCAAUUAUUCCAACGGUGACCAGGUACAUGGCAAAGAUUACCCUGGCUUCUAUCCUGGUAGUAAUGGGCCAAGACCUGAUUUAUUCCUAAAUGAGCAUCCAUAUGGACCGUUACAAAUGGAUUUUUUCGGUCAUAAUCGUCCUAUGGUUCCAAAUAAUUUUCCUGGACAUUUGCCAACUGGUGGUAUUGUUGGUCCAAACAUGCCAAUGCGGCCUUUUGGUCCUCAAGGUGGUCCUGGAUCUGUUGUUUCUGGCCCGGAUUUUAACGAGAGUAGUACUUUACACAAAUUUCAGGAUAGUAGCUUGACAAAUAAGAUGGGUCCAAACUGGAAAAGGCCAUCUCCUCCUGCACCAGGGUUGCUUUCUUCUCCUGCAACUGGUUCUCGGCUUCCUGCAAGAUCAGCCUCUGGUGCAUGGGAUGUACUUGAUGUAAACAACAUUUCAAGAGAUUCUAAGCGGUCUAGGAUAGACGGUACAUUACGUAAUGAUGAGGCUCCAUAUGCUGACAUUCAUGGAAGGGGUAUUCUUGGUCCAGGAGGCUCGAGGAUAACAGGUGGAGUACAUGCUUCUGUCCCACCAGGUGAUAUGGAUCAUAUAUGGCGUGGACUUAUUGCAAAAGGAGGAUCUCCUGUUUGUCAUGCUAGAUGCAUCCCUAUUGGGAAAGGAAUAGGGACAGAGCUUCCAGAAAUUGUUGAUUGCUCAGCUAGGACAGGAUUGGAUGUACUCGCAAAGCACUAUGCAGAUGCAAUUGACUUUGAGAUUGUUUUCUUUCUGCCUGAUAGCGAAGAUGAUUUUUCUGCGUACACUGAAUUCUUACGCUACCUUGGUGCAAAAAAUCGUGCUGGUGUUGCCAAAUUUGGCAAUACAACUUUAUUCUUGGUACCACCUUCUGAUUUCCUGACAAAAGUUUUGAAAGUCAAUGGACCUGAACGUUUAUAUGGUGUCGUUCUAAAGUUUGCACCAGUACCAAGUGGUGUGCCUGUGCACCACUCUUCACAAACGCCUACACCACCGUCUAAUCAAUAUAUGCAGCAGUUUCCUCCUUCACAGGCUGACUAUGAUAUGAAUCCUGCAAAGGAUGACCGGGUUUUACCGAUGGACUACAACAGAAUGUUGCAUGAAGAUUCUAAGCUUCCUGCUAAGCAAGUAUAUCCACCUAUAGGUGGGCCUUCAGUUCAAUCUGCAGCUCCAGAUUAUGCUCCAAAUACUGCUUCUGGGUCUCAAGCUGGAGUCGCAUUAACACCAGAGCUUAUUGCGACUUUAGCUUCUUUUCUUCCAACAAAUGCGCAAUCAUCUGCUAUUGAUGGCGCCAAGUCGGCUGUAGGCUCCUCAACGGUAAAGCCUCCAUUUCCUCCUGUGGCACCUAAUGAUGGAAACCAAUCUCAAUUAUGGAAACAGGAUCAUCAAAUUGCAGAUCAAUCCAUUCAUCCACCUCAGCAGUUUAGGAAUAUGUAUAACAGUCACAAUGCUCAUUUUCAGCCUUAUCCGCCAGCAUCAGCUCCUGGUCACACUUCUCAAGUGUUUUCUGGAAGUUCUCAUACUCAAGACAGUGCUCUUAGCCAGCAACUGCAAGGAGUUGUUUCAUCUAGACACAUGUCAAAUUUUGUUACGCCUAGUCAAAGUGGACAUGUACCUGCAUCCCCCCAUUUCAGUCAUCAGUAUCAGGCUGAGGUUCCCCCCAAUUCUCAGGCUUUCCAACAACCUAAUAAUAACCCCCAGCCUUUCCAGCAACCUAAUAAUAACUCUCAGCCUUUCCAGCAACCUAGCAGCACAAAUCCUCCGCAUCAACCUGUCAUGCAAUAUACAGCAGACCAAAUAAACUCUAAUCCUCCCAUUCAGCAACAUCCUGCGUUUGGAGUUAGUCAAGGCACCCCAGAAUUGGAGGCUGAUAAGAACCAGAGAUACCAGUCAACGUUACAGUUUGCUGCCAAUCUUCUACUCCAAAUACAGCAGCAGCAAACACAAGGAGAACAUGGGCCAGGAAAUCAACAAUGAUAAUUGUUUUCUGUUUGCGAAAAAUCAUUUAUUAUUUUUGUACGCUAAAUGAAUGGACGCGUAGGUUGUGUGGUCAGAGAGACGCUUGUACGCUUGGGACAAAGGUGACGAACGAGUAUUUGACGAAUUCGGCCGAGAUUUCUAAAAUCUUAUUUUCUAAUAAGGAUAUUUGUGUUAUUUAUUUUUUGGUUAGCAUAUGUUCUAUCUACAAACUAUCAAAUUGUAAGAUGGAAAUUGAUUUUUUAUUUAUUUUAUUUUUGUUUUUGUUUAA